AUGAUCAUCAACCUGACGGAGCACCCCUAUUUCCGCCUCGUCGACCCGUCCCCGGACGCGGCCGCGGCGCUGGAGGAUCUCGCGGUUGGGGACGCGGUGCCGCUGCUGAUCGUCGAGGCCCCCUCGCGCUACAUGGACUCCCUCCCGGGCAAGGGCGUGCGCUACCGGGCCAUAGAGGCCCUCCACGAGUGGUUCCGCGUGCUGGCGGGCGAGGCGGCCAUCAUCGGGCGCGUCGUCGACCUGCCGCACGGGGCCUCUCUCAUGCUCGACGACGUCCAAGACUCGUCCCCGCUGCGCCGCGGCAGCCCGUCCGUCCACAUGGUCUUUGGCAUCUAA
This is a messenger RNA of Thermothelomyces thermophilus ATCC 42464, 336 nucleotides long. RefSeq lists its product as uncharacterized. The record is from RefSeq and is a predicted model, not a curated record. The coding region runs from base 1 to 336 and encodes 111 amino acids. Gene Ontology annotation, molecular function: prenyltransferase activity. NCBI's taxonomy places the organism in Eukaryota, Fungi, Ascomycota, Sordariomycetes, Sordariales, Chaetomiaceae. Gene Ontology annotation, biological process: isoprenoid biosynthetic process. The transcript is spliced from 2 exons.